AUGUCCAAUUUAAUUACGGAACAAAUAUGUCAAAAUGAUAUACCAGAUUUUUUUAAUAAUGUUAAUUUUGCUGGUCCAUUAUUCGAUCAAUCUGUUUAUACAAUAACAACAUCAAAUUUUUCUGUCUUAUCACCAAUUGGUACAAAUGUAUUUACAUUUAAUGUUCAACCACAAACAAAUUAUACACGACCAAGUUUUAUUUCAACAUCAGUUACUGGACGUGCACUUAAUAUAACACCAGGAAUUAUAACAGUUACAUCAAAUGAUCCAAGUUUUAUUGUUACUAGUUUAUCAAAUGGUUCUUAUGCCCUUGUUACUAAUACAUUUCCAUUAAAUUACUUUUCACCUUAUAAUCGUUAUUUAUUUAAUCUUAUUGCCACACAAACAUAUCCAAAUCGACCAUUAGUAAGUUCAACAGCAAUUGUUCAAAUAAAUUUAGAAAAUUAUAAUGUUCAUGCACCUAUAUUUAUACCAUCAAAUCAAAUAUUUUCUAUAAGUGAAACAGCUAUUAUUGGUACACGUUUUGGUACUGUUUAUGCAAGUGAUGCUGAUAAUGAUGGAAUUAUUUAUUCAAUAAGUAGUAGUCAAUUUUCAAUUGAUUCAUUAACUGGUGUUUUACAAUUACAACAAACAUUUCAAUCAUCACCAGCAUCACAAUAUUUUGUUAGUGUAACAGCAAGUGAUGAUGGUACAUCAUGUUUACCAGCACGUUCACCAUGUCCAAGAUUUUCAACAACAACAAUAAUAACAAUUAAUGUUACAGCUGUUAAUAAACGAUCACCACAAUUUUUAAAUCAAAUAUGUGGUUCAACUAUUUCAUUUUAUGAAAGUAAUAUAAUUGGUGCUAAUAUAACAACAUUAACGGUAUUUGAUGAUGAUCGAGGUGAAAAUGGACAAAUAUCAAUAUCAUUUCCAUCGGAACAAUCAAGAACAACAGUGAGUGGUUUAAGAAAUACAGCUUAUUCACAAUUUUAUAUGCAACAAUUAACACAAACGAGUACAACUCGAACAGCUGUAUUACGAACAAAUACAUCAUUUGAUUAUGAUGCACCAGGUAAUAGAAAUAGAUCAUUUAGUAUAAUGAAAAUGUCGAAAGACAAAAUAUCAAUUUUCUUUUUUUUUUUUUUUUACAAUUUGAAUAGUGAAGUUGUUCAAUAGACACACUAUAAAAGUUAUGAUGUUUAAAUGUCGACGCUAUCAACCAUGAAUAGGUCACUAACUGUAUACUUGUCUCGCGUCAUUCAUGCGAUCAUAUAUUAACUUUGUUGUGAUAUACAUCCACUCUAAUAGAUUAUUUGCGAGUACAGAAUAUUCUAAUGAUCAUUUGAUAGAAUUUUGAUUGAAGUUGACUUUUUUGUACAGAAGUGAAAGUAAUAUUACUUUUAGAUAAAAGAUAUCAAACUAACGAAAUUGUUCUCGAAUAAGAGCUCUUAUUUCAAGAUAGCUGAUUGAUAAAGUGUUCUUGUUCUUCAAUGAAUUUUAACGAUUGAAUUAUAAAUUUAACAAGAAAAUAAAUCAAAAAGAUUUCUAAGUCAUAUAUAUAUUUCAUGAUUCGAAGAAUAGAACCUGUCGGAUUUUGAAGUUUUUCAAUCGAAAUUCGGUCGAUCAGAUCCGCACACCUAAGUCCUAAUUUCAAAUCAAAUUUUUCAAUCUGAUGAAGGAAGUCCACUAAGUAAUUUUUUUCAAAUUGAGACUAUAUGCAUCAUGUAGACCUUAAUAAGGGCU
This is a messenger RNA of Rotaria sordida, 1725 nucleotides long. Lineage: Eukaryota; Metazoa; Rotifera; Eurotatoria; Philodinida; Philodinidae. The record is from the annotation of a GenBank genome assembly.